Molecule: messenger RNA, 702 nt
Organism: Cladophialophora bantiana CBS 173.52
Lineage: Eukaryota; Fungi; Ascomycota; Eurotiomycetes; Chaetothyriales; Herpotrichiellaceae
Product: NADH-ubiquinone oxidoreductase 23 kDa subunit, mitochondrial
Exons: 2
Coding region: 1-702 (233 amino acids)
Biological process (GO): mitochondrial respiratory chain complex I assembly; mitochondrial electron transport, NADH to ubiquinone
Cellular component (GO): membrane
Molecular function (GO): NADH dehydrogenase activity; 4 iron, 4 sulfur cluster binding
Source: RefSeq, a predicted model, not a curated record
AUGGCGUCGUCAGUUCUUCCAGCAUCGCGGCUCGUUGCCAGGCCAUUGUCAGCAUUGUCAGCUUCAUCAGCCAUCCUACGACAAGCCGAACGAUCGCCUUUCUUUCGUGCUGCGACAGCUCAAUUUCACUCUUCAAGUCCCAGAAAUGCCUUACCUUCAGGUCCCCCGCCGCAAGGCUACAGACUCCCACGACCAAAAAGAUUCUAUGAGGGCGAGGGGGUGAUGGACAAAGCUAGCAAUUAUUUUCUUCUCACCGAGAUGCUGAGGGGAAUGUAUGUGGUGUUAGAACAAUUCUUCAGACCACCUUAUACAAUCUACUACCCGUUCGAAAAAGGGCCUAUCUCACCACGAUUCCGAGGCGAGCACGCAUUGAGGCGCUAUCCCUCUGGCGAGGAAAGAUGUAUCGCCUGCAAGCUCUGCGAAGCCAUCUGCCCCGCCCUAGCCAUCACAAUUGAAGCCGAGGAAAGAGAAGACGGCUCGAGAAGAACUACUCGUUAUGACAUUGAUAUGACAAAGUGCAUUUACUGCGGGCUCUGCCAGGAGAGCUGCCCGGUUGAUGCUAUCGUCGAGACACCCAAUGCUGAGUACGCAACAGAGUACCGCGAAGAGCUCCUGUAUAACAAGGAGAAGUUGCUCGCCAAUGGGGAUAAGUGGGAGCCUGAAUUGGCUGCUGUGGCAAGAGCGGAUGCACCUUACAGAUAA